AUGUUUGCGUGGCUGAUGAUGGACGUCCUCCAGUUGGUUAACGGGGAUAUAGCCCCCGAUUCAUAUGUGAAUACCACAAAUUGGUAUAAUACGAACGAGAGCUUAUAUACCACGGAACUAAACCAUAGAUGGAUUAGUGGCAGUUCCACAAUUCAGCCAGAGGAGCCAAUCUAUGGCACUGAAUUGCCCACCUAUCAACAUUGCAUUGCCACCAGGAAUUCCUUUGCCGAUUUGCUGACAGUGGUCCUAUAUGGAUUUGUAUGCAUUAUUGGAUUAUUUGGCAAUACACUGGUGAUCUAUGUGGUCCUGCGAUUUUCUAAAAUGCAAACAGUUACAAAUAUAUAUAUCCUGAAUCUAGCAGUGGCAGAUGAGUGUUUCCUGAUUGGAAUACCCUUUCUGCUAUAUACAAUGAGAAUUUGCAGCUGGCGUUUUGGAGAGUUUAUGUGCAAAGCCUAUAUGGUGAGCACUUCCAUCACCUCCUUCACUUCAUCGAUUUUCCUGCUCAUCAUGUCCGCAGAUCGUUAUAUAGCCGUGUGCCACCCGAUUUCCUCGCCCCGAUAUCGAACUCUGCAUAUAGCAAAGAUAGUCUCGGCGAUUGCCUGGACCACUUCAGCGGUCCUCAUGCUGCCGGUCAUCCUUUAUGCCAGCACUGUGGAGCAGGAAGAUGGCAUUAAUUACUCCUGCAACAUUAUGUGGCCGGAUGCCUACAAGAAACACUCUGGCACCACCUUUAUACUCUACACAUUUUUCCUGGGAUUCGCCACACCACUGUGUUUUAUUCUCAGUUUUUACUAUUUGGUUAUAAGAAAACUGCAAUCGGUGGGUCCUAAACAGGCCACCAAGUCCAAGGAGAAGAGAAGGGCUCACCGGAAGGUUACCCGACUGGUUUUGACGGUAAUUAGUGUAUACAUCUUUUGCUGGCUUCCACACUGGAUUUCCCAGGUGGCCUUGAUUCACUCGAAUCCCGCUCAGAGGGACCUGUCCCGACUGGAGAUACUCAUCUUUCUGCUCUUGGGGGCCCUGGUUUACUCCAACUCGGCCGUGAAUCCCAUACUCUAUGCCUUUCUGAGUGAAAACUUCCGAAAGAGCUUCUUCAAGGCCUUUACCUGUAUGAACAAACAGGAUAUCAACGCCCAACUGCAGGUGGAGCCGAGUGUUUUCACCAAGCAGGGAAGCAAGAAGAGGGGUGGCUCUAAGCGCCUCUUGACCACCAAUCCGCAGAUGCCUCCAUUGCUGCCAUUAAAUGUGGGUAACAACAAUUCAUCGACCACCACAUCCUCGACCACGACGGCGGAAAAAACCGGCACCACGGGAACGCAGAAGUCCUGCAAUUCCAAUGGCAAAAUGAGUGCUCCGCCGGAGAAUUUGAUUAUUUGCCUGAGCGAACAGCAGGAGGCCUUUUGCACCACGGCAAGGCGAGGGUCUGGGGCAGUGCAGCAAACUGAUUUGUAACCCAGUUUUAGUAAGAACUUUCUUUAAAUUAAUGAAGGAAAAUAUUUGAAAUUUAUGAAAUACAAAAUAUAUAAGGCAUUUAAAUGAUUUUAUAUUAAUUUUCUACCUAAACACGUGUGAAAUCGCGCGAUUAACAUUAUUAAGAAUAGACUUAGCAGUAUUAAUUUGUGUCUACUUGCAUUAAAAAAUAAAUUUAAUGGAAUUCAAUAAAGAUUCUAAUAGAAACCUUAACCGCACAACGAUAUAUUAGCAAUAUAUGAAAGUUGUUCAGAAUGAAAGGAUGAAAUUGGGAUAUACUACAAAAAUGUUCUUAGAAUUUUGAAUUAUUACCAAAUAUUGUAAAAUUUUAUGGAAUUUACUGCAAGUUUUAUAUUUUACUGCCAAUAAAACGUUUACCAUUAGUUAUAAUUAAAUCCUCAAACUUUUACGAAACAAAAAGAUAAUGAAUAAGUCCAAAAACCUUGCUUAUUUCAGAAACUUACCUAUAAUAAGAAAGUGCUCGCUUCUGCAUCAUAUUUAAUAAUUAUCCAAUUAGGUAAUUACACUGAUUUAUGCAAUUAAAAAUGAAUAAGACGAG
Messenger RNA from Drosophila eugracilis, 2029 nucleotides. RefSeq names its product somatostatin receptor type 5 (gene AstC-R1). NCBI's taxonomy places the organism in Eukaryota, Metazoa, Arthropoda, Insecta, Diptera, Drosophilidae. Gene Ontology annotation, biological process: G protein-coupled receptor signaling pathway. Bases 1 to 1452 code for a protein of 483 amino acids. Gene Ontology annotation, cellular component: neuron projection; membrane. The record is from RefSeq and is a predicted model, not a curated record. The transcript has 3 exons. Gene Ontology annotation, molecular function: peptide binding; somatostatin receptor activity.